This is a messenger RNA of Dunckerocampus dactyliophorus (ringed pipefish), 8086 nucleotides long. It is a transcript of the gene ccser2a, whose product is annotated as coiled-coil serine-rich protein 2a. The transcript has 10 exons. NCBI's taxonomy places the organism in Eukaryota, Metazoa, Chordata, Actinopteri, Syngnathiformes, Syngnathidae. Gene Ontology annotation, biological process: microtubule bundle formation. Gene Ontology annotation, cellular component: microtubule cytoskeleton. The record is from RefSeq and is a predicted model, not a curated record. Bases 1260 to 4061 code for a protein of 933 amino acids. Gene Ontology annotation, molecular function: microtubule binding.
CUCUUCUCUCUCUCUCUCUCUGCAUGCGGUCUGUCUUUGGCGCUAAACUUAGCCUCGCUGAUUGCUUCUUAUUCAUCUCCUGAGCAAGAGCGCAGAUGUUGAAAGACUUGGAAUAGCUCAGCAGGCCGUGUGUGGAACAAAGUCACUGCCAGCAUCCUUUCAGUUUCAUUGCUCGUAUUUAAAAUGUAGAAGAAGCUGCCAGUGAUUUGACACCCGCUUUGUGGCGCGGCGACACUCGACAGGUCAACUUUGUCAGUCCUUGUAACCCGUGAAUGUGGCAAUUAAAUGCGCUUUAAUCUCAUCAGUGUGGCUCAAGUCGAGGUCAUAUAGCAGAGUAAGAGCGGACACUUGCGGUGUGCCACAACAUUCUUGUAAAUAGUCAUGAAUGCUCAAGUCCUCGCUUGAUUGGGGUGGUGGGGGGGAUUAAAUAAAAAACUUACAUUGAAAACGCAAUUUGUGUGAGCUGAAUGUUCUGAACUCCUGUUUCGAUGCCAGUGGGUAGAAUGCUACCUGGAGAUCCUUCCAUAGCAAGGAGACAUUUUUUUCAUUUCCAUUCAUUAUUAGAUGCAACCUUGAGGCAAUCAUGCAUUCCUUCUAAAUAUUUCACAUUCUGCACUUCUGCAGUUGUUUGCUUCAGUUUCCUCCAUCCCGGCCUCGUAGAAUGUGAACAGGAACAGGAAGUGGUUGAACCAACACAUUGUCACUUAGAAAAAGAUGAGCAGAUAAAAACUUUGAUAAGAAGAAGAAUUUCCUUCCUAAGUGUGAAGUUUUUUAAUUCUGUCCGGUUAACUAAUGACAUCAUGCGGCUAUUGCCUCAGUUUGUGUGGUUUUCAUCUUCGAAUGCCAUAUUCUGUCGGUGAUAUGCAGUUUUUGUGGCACGGAUAUUCCAUCGCUCGUCACACAUUUUGCAUUGCUCCUAUCACAGCUGCAGAUUUGUGUCACUUUAGCUCAUAUUUAGCCUAUCCAUCACCCCCAAAAUAUGCUAAAAUGUCCUCACAUCACUUUACCUUGAAGCCAAUCUUUAAAAUGUAAUGACGUAUAUCACAAGUACUUUGUUUUGGUCCCCAAACAGAAGGUGGGUCCCACCAAUGCUGCAUUAACAUUUAUGUCCCCCAUCAGACAGGGAAUAUCAGUAGACACACACACUUUGUUGCCCCUUUGAUGAUGACUUUCAUUUUAGAUAUCGGUGGAAGCGGUUGAAUCUCCGCACGUCAGGUUGUGUGUGAGUCCAAGCUUAUCCAUGUCUCCCUCGGCAUCUGAUGGAAGAUAAAGCAUCCACCAGGUUUGCCAUGGUUUCUAGACUGCCCAAGUUUGGCGGGCGUUCUGCGAGUGGCGGCGCCGCCCCCCUGUCCAACGGAUUACCUACCCAGGAUGCCAAGACAACCACUCCUCCUCCUGCAGUAUCACGGCCAAAUGGUGUGAUUCGAACCUCUCCUUUUUCCCUGAAAUGGAAGAAAGAUGAGGGGAUGACCGCCUCCAGUGUCACUGCCCCCACGAGCCCUGUGGAUGGAGGUAAGGAUCAGCCUUCAAGACCACUUUCCGCAUCGGCAAAGGCCCCUGGGACGCCUAUAAUGCGGAGGUCUGGUGCAUUGAUGGUGGCUGCCUCGAGCCCCAAGGCCAUCCCGAAGCAAUCCUUAAAGCUUGGUCCCAAAGAAGGAGCCAAAUUGGGUCAAAGCCCUAUGAACAGAGUACCUAAAACGGACCAGAAUGACUCUGCAAUCUCCGCAGGGUCUGAUUCCCGCCUUGCACGACCCAAGUUGUAUUCCCCAAGAAGCAGCUCCCAAGACAGCCUUUCCCAGUCCAGCGAAAGCUUGAAAACCUUGGCGCUGGACAAGAUGGUGCGCUCAAACAGCUUCACCCACUUCAAGCAGAUUCCUUCUCCCAGCAGCCAGCCAAUGAUACGCUCGUUCUCCUUCACCCGGGCUGUGGAACUGGCCAAACCGCUCACCAACACUCAGCUCAGACCGCCUCGGAGUAGUUUCCUCAAACCUCCACAGCUUAGCAAUGGAAGAUUAAGUUUAGGACCUGGGGGGUUGAAUGUAAGCCAUGCAGGGUCUGGUUCUUCUGGUGGUGGGAUUGGAGCUCUUCAGUAUAGCAGAACCCCUCCUGCUAGCUCCUCUUCAAAUUCUCCAGCGCAGACGACUCCCAGUGCUCUGAAGAAGCCUCUACUCUCCACUUUGAACAAGUCACUGGGAAGCACUAACGGCUCUUUGGGCUACAGGCAGGCGAAACCUGGACAGACCAAGCUGGGAAAGACUUCUUUUCUUCCAGGUUGGCUUAAAGGAGACGUCAAACCUUCGUCUGCCCCUCAAUGUGGAAACCCCUCAAAGAUGGAGAGAGAUGCUGAGCCAGCUGGAAAGGCUGAAGACUCUCAUAAUGGUCAAAGUCCUGCUGACGGAAAAGAAGAGGACAACAAUGGGCCAAUACAAAAGUCAGCAGACCAGGGAGGAGGUGAUGGUCAGGAGGACAUGUCCCUGUCUUCUGCUUCCUCCCUAGACAGAGAGAACACCAGUGAAGAGUUUCUAGACGACUUGGACAGUGUGGGAGAUGUGUUGAGCGAUGGCGAUCUUCAUGAUAACAAGAAGUCUGGCUUUGAUAGUUUUAUCAGCGAGAACUGUGACUGGGAUCUGGCAGACCACGAUGAAGAGAGCCCUAUGCAGGACUCGCAGGGACCGCUUGUGAGGUCUCUAGUGGAGGGUGAUCUCUGCCAGGCUUUAUCCUUGGAGCUGUCACCUUCCAACAGCUCUGGGGGGACCUACAUGUGGGAUGAAGAAGGUCUGGAACCACUUGGAGGACCCGGGACGCAUCCAUGUGAUCUAUACGAUGACUCCGAGCUCAAUAGCAUGGACAUCCUGAACAACCUGCACCCCCCUGGAGCCGGAGAGGUGGACGACGACUCCGAUGAUGACCUCAUGCUGGACAUUGACCUCCCAGAGGACAGCGUGCACGAUGCGGACAGCAUGUCAAACGGCGAAAGCACAGCCCGUCGGCAGGGACAGCGGCGUAAGCAUCAACGCUGGAGUGGACCUGAUGGCUUCGAUGGACGGGCACAUUUCUUCCAGCACUAUGACAGCCUCAAAUCUUCAAAGAUGCCAUCACAGGCCGCCCCCUCUGAAGCGACGCGGCAGGGCUUCACUGCCAUGCUGGAUGAACUCUCGCUGGAACACAUGAGCCAGGACUGCAGCUCGGUCAAGAAGCAGCUGCUCAGGCUGAAAAACCUACUGCAGCUUGAGGAUACAGACUCGCCAGCAGCAGAUGUUGCUGAGGAGAUUGAAAGCAAGACCAACACUACGUCCCAGUUUGAGGAGCUGCUGAAGGAAGUGAACAUGCUGAGAGAAGAAGUGAGGACAAGAGACAAGACCAUUGUUCAGCUCACUCUGCAGUGUCAGCAGCUGCAGCGGCAAAAGCGGGAGCAAAUGCUCGCUCAAGGACGGCAAGUGCGAUGCCAGUGCCACCAGCAGAGGACGCCAUCCAUGCUACGACAGCCCGCCGACAAGCGAACGCAGCACCGCUAUGACAAGGCCACCCAGACACACUGGAGACCUCCCAACCACUCCCUUCAAAUACCUUUCAACCUCAGCGAGCCUUCCCACCAGGCAAGACCAGUAAGAACUCUCACCGAGGGCCGCAGUGACCUAACGAGGGACGCUACCGACGCAGGAGCCCGUUUCGAUGACGACGGUCCUCUUGAUGGCCUCGCGUCAGCACUGGAGCUGAGUCACCUCCUCGGCGCUCACAGAUUAAGCUCAGGGGCUCCAUCGGCAGCUGUGCUGCGCCACCAGGGCGCUCCCACAUCCUUGCAGCCUCCUCGCUGUCACAUAGGCGCGUUGCUUCCUGUCGUCAAGCCGCUCAGACAGUCUUCCCUGAAGCCUUUGGCUUCCAGGAGCAGGCAGCUGCCCCCUCCAUCCCGAGGCCUUCCUUGCUUUCACACCGGCCCCCGGCCUCACCUCCCAAGCCUGUGUCGCACCUCGCCGCUCCAGCCUGGCGGUGCUCACGGUGGAGCUAACUCGGAGAACAGGACGCCUGGUCGCUCGUGUCUCCCCAAGCCAAAGAUUCCCUGAGGAGCUUCCCGCUUAACCAAAAUAGAAACCCCUGUGGACUAGUUUGGAACAUGUAGCAGCAUAUGGACGCACACGGCCUACAUGCACAGGAAGGAGGGAGGCGCUCAUGUCACUUUUAUUCCCCCGCUGCUGUCUAACUUAUUAACUCAAUUUAAAGCUACACUCGUCCUCGCCCGGCCGUGCCCCCCACCGACCUACAUGCACGGAAACAUUAAAGACGGCACAGACAGACGUGACCUUUACUGUGUAGUGCUGAACGGCCCCGCGGGUGAACGACGGAGGCGAGAAAGCAGACAGGCUAAAAGAAAGGAGCCAUAACAGAGAAGGUGGAGAGAGGUGAAGCUCCUGUUGCGGAGAAAUAGGUUAGCUCACUGGACACAACAUUAGGUACACCUGCACACUCUCAUAAUAUCCAAUACUUAAAUUCUGCCAAUCACUGCAGCAUUACUGCAAUUUCCCUGACUUUGUGGAUUAUCUCCAGUCGUUUCGAUUGUAUCUUUCAUGGAAGGUGGCGGCUGUCAUUAUUUGCUUGUGAGGGGAGCCAGGGUUUUGACUUUUGGAUUAUUUUGAGUCUUUCUAUUAGUUUCUGCUAUGAAAUGCGAUGGUAUUACAGCCAUGCUGUGUGCGCAUGCAUGCAGUGGUGCCAAAGAUCAGGGAAGCAGUGUAUAAUAGAACAUCCGAAGGAGUCCAAAGUAAUUCAAAAAGUCAAAACCUGUGCACUCACUCAGAUAAAGACGUGUCAUAUAAUUAAUGUGAUCGCUUUGACUGCCUCGCACAGUAAAUGACAUGCCGUCUUGUAAAUAAGAUAAAUAAAAUAGGACUAUUUAGUUUAGAUAAAGUGCUCAUGGCACCCAAAAAUGUUUGAAAAAAAGCAAUUAAAAAAAAAAGCAAUUUACUUAAUAAAAUGUUUUUGUCACACUGCUUUCAUCUGCCAGCCAACAGCCAUAAAAUGAAGUUGUAUUUAUCCAAGGCCUCUGCCUUUGGAAUCUGCCUCAUUGAAUGCAUCUCUUAACGUCCAAUCAGAUUUAAGAACAAACAACGCAUGAGUGGAUUCCAUCAGUUCUAAAUGCUAUGCAGCACUCUUUGUGUGUCUCGUCGCACUGGUCGUAUUUGAUUUCAAAAACAAUUCAAAAUGCAUUCAUUGUAUUUGUCAAAUGGAAUAGAUUGUUAAAAUGGCAUUUUAUUAGGGACACACUAAGUGCUUAUGACUUGUAAGGACACGAAAAUUUCAAGCCUUCGGAUUUGACUCGACCAGUCUUGUGUUGACUUGAGACCUGACUUGGACUUGCACGUCUUUACUUGAGACCUGACUGGGGACUUGCAGAACACUGCCUUGCUCCCACCUCUUUCAGAAAAUUAUCCUUAAAUGACUUCCGCUGAGCUCUGGCGCUAAAUAGAAAAGAGAGUUAGCUAGUUGUUACUAGUUAGCUAGUUCUUAUUUUGAGUUUCUCAGAUCAUGUGCAUCAAGGAAGGUGGCGGCUAUUGAUUACUUGCAUGGGGAGCGAUCGCAUUCAUGAAAUGACACUUGCUUAUUACGCGCGUGAGCGAGUUUGCCGUGCGUUUUGACUUUUGGAUUAUUUCAAGUGCUUAUUUAUUUUACAAAAUGUCGUUAUCAUGAAGAACUGGCAAGGGAGCAACUGCAGCGCAGUCAUUCUAUGGCCUGGCCCGCCUCUUCCAAUGGUGCCAAAGGCGGGGCAGGACUGACUGAGUGUCCUAAGUCCUCUAAACGGCGAGAGGUUUAUGUUCCGUGGUACCAUCAAACAGCUGCUCUGUGUGCCAAGCCGAGCAAACCCCAAAAAAACAAUAAAUGGUGGAGCUCUUGAGGCUGUUUGGAGAAAAUGCGGCAAACGUGUGUCCAAGUGGAUGAGCGUGAGGCGGAAUACGUUUGUUUGUAGUCCACGGAGUAGCCCUGUCCCCUCUCGGCUGUUGUCACUCAUCGCUUCUUAAUUCCCAGCCAGGAAUCAAUGUAGUCUGUUUGUGUUUGUCAAGACAAACAUGAUGCCAAGGAGAAGAAGAAGAAGCACAAGACGCAGGGGGCCCCUUCCGUGCCGCUGUAAUCUCCAAAUCAAUGUCCUCCUCGGUCACUUUAAGAGUCUGGCCAAUCAGUCUCGUGUAAAGCCAGAAACAAAACACUGCAGCAGCCGUGGAUCAAUUCUCACACAGGGAACUUAUUUAACUUGUUUUUGCAACAGUUUUUUUGUUGUUGUUGAAGCUGCUUUUGCACCAAAAGGAGGGCGUCUGGUUAUGUUGUAUUGCAGCAUUCAGUCGAGUUGAAUAAGACGCCAGCGAGCUAUAAGGUGUUUGUCAUCUUAACCACAAUUUACAGGAAGGCCACCAAGGAGCCUCAAGAGAGACGCAAGCAUAUUUGCACUUUUCAAGCUUUCUUUUUCACCUCAAAUUGGCUGUAGAAGUAAAAUAUUAAAAUAUGUGCACCCAUGACAGCUAUCAUUUUAAAGCCCGCAAUAAAUGAUAGCUUUUAUAAGAAAUGUUGCCAAAAUCACAAAUAUGCCCCCGAGUGGCGGAGGGUAGUGAUAUCAGAAGAGCCAAGUGCUCUGAUCUUUCGGAGGUUUUGUGCCCUUAAAGUCAUGUUUUUGGAUAAAGAUAAUAUGUCAUUCAAAUGUAUCGCAUACAACGAUGGUAAUGUUUUCAUUUAUUUUGAACAUGCAUACAAGUUACAUUGGAAUACAUCGUAGUAAUAGAUCGUAGUACAACUCAGUUCCACGUGUCCAAAAGGGAGCAGGAAGAAGCAAAGCUUAUUUAAUCCUACCCCCUCUCUGUUUCACGUCCUGUAUUCCAAAUGCACUCUUUGCCAAUUUUACUCAAACUAAAUUAAAGUAAAACUAAAUUAAACACUUCAAAUUAAUAAUUAAAGCUCAUUAAAGUAGUUUUUCCAUUAUAUAUUACUAUUUUGUGAAUUUAAAAAAAAUGUUUGAUACGGACAUGACAUACACACGUACAUUUUUAUAUUAAUAUAUACUAAAAUGAACAAUUGAAAUGAAAUUUAAUUUUAACUUAAUUAAAAAAUAUGUAUUCAUACAUUAGAAUACAUUUUUCAACUUAUUUUCAACAUUAAAGUAAAAGUUUCAACAUUUCAACAUAAAAAACCCUUCUCACUGCUGCCUCUUGUGACCUUAACAAGUACCACAACCCAUAGACUCAUUCCAUCCAUUGACUUUGACGUAAAAUGGAAAGCUUGAAAUGUUUGUGGGAGUAAAUCAAUUUUUGCUUUGUGUGAAAAUGUAAAAGUAAUGACACAGUAAUGGCUUAUUACAUGUCGGAUGCGGUGGACAGUGCAAUAUUGUGACUGUUAAAGCAAAAUUAUCCUAACUUGAUGCACUUUAAAUGACUGUGGAUCAUUUCUAUGCUAUUCAGAAGCUGUGGCAGCACAUGAGAGGCCAUAAGUGUGUCAGUGCUGAUCAUUGAUGUCCACGUUGGACACGUGAAGGACAUUCUCCGCUGUAUUCCACCUCUAUGGUUGUAUUACUGUGGAAAUAAACGUGUGAUUGAUAAACUUUUAUUGACUUUUUGAUUUUCUACUCGCAUGUUGAGCUUGGAAAAGAAGCUGAAAACCGGACCCCUUAACUGAACUCCUUUUUUGUCUUUGAAUUGAGCCAACUUUUUGAGAAAAGGCUUUAUCUGCCCGCUGCAUCUGGAACCAAAAGUCCCGGUCCGCUUCCUCCAGCAAUCCUUUCAAAUAUUAACAAACGCUGCAGGCAAGACGGUCCAAUCCUCUCCAAGCUGGAGAGGGUGGGUUGUGGUUGUGGUCGGCGGGGAGAGGGUUGGUGUCUGUACAACAUCUGAUUGUACACCGUGGACUGCUUUGAGUUGAGGUUGGGAAUGGAGUCUGGGUUAGGUUUCAUAUUUUGAUUCGUGAAAACCAGGACACUCGGCCUGGCAUUGAGAUACUCAGAUGAUAUUUUACUCAAAGAUAUAUUAAAUUACAAAAUACUAUCCAUCAACAGAGACUGCUGGAAGAUCUGCGUUCAAAUCUCAGUUGGACAUCUCUGUGUGGAGUUUGCAUGUUC